AUGUACUGGAUGUUACCAGCCCACAUUUGCUCGGGAGUAUCUCGCCCAGAUCCAUGCGAUGAGACCGAAGCCAUCAUCGCCGUGACCCAAGGCUUCCUUGCUGCGUUGAGCACAAAAUCACGAGCCGACUUUGAAAAACACUGUGUUAGAGCUGGAGGAAUGUCACUCUCGCCUCCAUCGUCAAUUGCACCACGUUUCUGCACCAUCGGGUCUUUCAUCGAACACGUGGCCACACUCAAAGAUGAGAUCGACGAGCGGAUUUGGGAUCCUGAGGUGAAGGUUCACGAGGAAGGGAAUCUAGCUACGGUGUGGGCACCGUUUCGAGCCAAGGUCAAUGGCAUAGUCGAUCAUGUCGGUGUCGAGCUUUUCGUGCUUCACAAGUUCAAUGGCGAGUGGAAGAUCACUGGGCUAGCGGAUUCCUGUCGGCGGCCGACCGAGGAAGAGAAAAUGAUGGAGUAG
Molecule: messenger RNA, 459 nt
Organism: Penicillium cinerascens
Lineage: Eukaryota; Fungi; Ascomycota; Eurotiomycetes; Eurotiales; Aspergillaceae
Exons: 1
Coding region: 1-459 (152 amino acids)
Source: RefSeq, a predicted model, not a curated record